This is a messenger RNA of Hyla sarda, 1642 nucleotides long. Its product is annotated as protein phosphatase 1 regulatory subunit 12B-like. The coding region runs from base 297 to 851 and encodes 184 amino acids. The transcript is spliced from 7 exons. The record is from RefSeq and is a predicted model, not a curated record. Gene Ontology annotation, molecular function: phosphatase regulator activity; enzyme inhibitor activity; protein kinase binding. NCBI's taxonomy places the organism in Eukaryota, Metazoa, Chordata, Amphibia, Anura, Hylidae. Gene Ontology annotation, cellular component: A band; Z disc; cytoplasm.
UUACAGCCUGUAGUAUAGAUAGGCAUUAAAUGCCGUCAGUCCGGACAGCCCGUGUACAGUCCAGGCGCCCCGGAUUAGAGGACGCCCCUCCCCAUGCCCAUAAGAGGCGCCGCCGCCGCACACGCCCGUCUUCUCCCGCGUCUCCAGUAAGAUGCUGAGCUGCCGGGAUGCACCGGACGUGCUGCUGAUCCGUCUUUGCGGGACUCGUCCUCACAGCCGGGACUGGACACUGCGGACCUGCUGAUCACUGCAGUCACCGGACCGGGACACCCACGUGUGAGGAUCCCGGGAGCGCGAUGUCGUCCAUGUACAGCAGAUCAAAGGAUUACACCAGAUCGAGGAUCUCUCAGUCGGACUCUCCACCUUCCUCCCCUUCACCGACGACAAAGACGUUACGUCAUGAAAGAUUAGCAAGAUUAGAUUCUGGGGGCUCCAGCCUUACAUCAACAGACAGUGAUCGUGCAUCUACCCGGGCAAGUGCCUAUACACGGCGGGACAAUCGCUUACCAUCAGUUGGAAACAAGACAGAAGAGGAAACACAAAAAGAUUUCAAAAAGCUGUAUGAAAGUGCCUUUAAUGAAAAUGAGAAGCUUAAAAGCAACCUGCGAGAGGCCCAGUUGGAGCUUGCAGAUAUUAAAACUAAGCUGGAACGGGUUGUGAAGAAACAUGAUAAUUCAUCGAGUCAGGUCGGGCUAUUGGAGGCUGAGAAAAGAGAAAAAAGAGUAUUGGAGCGCAGGAUGUCGGAAAUGGAAGAUGACCUAAAGGUACUUACAGACCUGAAAUCUGACAAUCAGCGUCUCAAGGAUGAAAAUGGAGCUUUAAUCAGAGUCAUAAGCAAACUUUCCAAGUAACUCUACUCAUGGGAGUAAAGCAGUUGUAACCAUUCCUUAAGACUUCAGCACAGCUUUAACCACCAUGAUCAAGAUGCCAGUCCACAAUUGACACUGUUUUUUAUACAUAUUUUUGUGUAUAUUUUGAGAAAACAUGCUAUCUGUAUGUCUGGAUCCAUGAAUAGACUGUUUUAUGAAUGAACUGUUAAAUACUGACAGCCUUUCACACUUUUAUAGUAGAAGACCAGCAACAACAGAAAUAUAGUUUUUAUUCAUUAUUUAUAUUGUCACAAAAAGAACAUAUAGGUCGCUUUGAGUCUUAACUUGUUUCUUUUGGAAACACAUUUUGCAGUUGUAACAGCACUGUCACGUGUUUGAAUAUCCUGUCACUUACCACUGCACUUUACCACGGCUUCUUUACAUGGACAGUUUAGGAAUCUACAUAGUUACCGGAUUUUAGAACUGGGGGCCUACUCUACAAUUAUAUCCAAAUACUGUAUUGACUUUGUAUUUUUAGGCCUCAUGCACACACAUUAUGACCAACAGAACCAUAUUGGGCACUGUACUAUGGGUGACAGGGUUUUUUUUAAUAGAAUUUUGAUGGUCUAUCCAUGCUUCCCUGCUAGUUAAGUUUAAGUGAAUCUGAUGAGGGGGAAAGCAUGGAUGCCCAGCAGCUUUGAAUCUGAUGAUGGUGAAAGCAUGGAUGCCCAGCAGCUUUGUAUCUGAUGAGGGGGAAAGCAUGGAGGCCCAGCAGCUUUGUAUCUGAUGAGGGGGAAAGCAUGGAUGCCCAGCAGCUUUGUAUCUGAUGAGGA